ACUUGUUAAACGAGUAAACGGGGUCAAAGCUCGAUUGGUUGCAGUUCUGACAACCAGCAGAACGGUAAUUGUCGUUUUACGUUUUGGGGAUUACCGUAAUUCCUAUAAAAACAUUCCGUCAUGUUUUGUUUGAAGAGAAUUUUUACCUAUAACCUGAAUGGGAUUUGUAGGCAAUUUUCUGCUUCUGCAGCUGCUCGGGGAUCACAAACUCCAGUUGGUUUCAUUGGAUUGGGUAAUAUGGGUGGAUCAAUGGCAGAAAAUCUAUUAGCAACUGGACAUCGGGUCAUUGUGUAUGAUAAAGUGCAAGAUUCUGUGAAACUAUUACAAGAUAAGGGGGCAGUGGUUGGGAAAAACCCUGCUGAGGUUGCUCAACAGACUGAGAGAAUCAUUACUAUGCUUCCUAGUAGUCCUCAUGUUCAAGAAGUAUAUCUAGGACCAGAUGGAAUUUUGUCUGCGGUGAAAGGAGGGGCAUUGCUUGUAGAUUGUUCCACAAUUGAUCCAGCAGUUGCGAUUGAUGUUUCCAAGAAGGCUUCUGAUAAAGCUGCCGUUUUUAUGGAUGCUCCAGUAUCUGGAGGUGUUGUUGCAGCUAAAGCAGCAUCUCUCACUUUCAUGGUAGGUGGACAGGAGGCUGAAUUUGAUGCCGCCAAGGAAAUGCUUUUGCAUAUGGGGAAAAAUGUAAUUCGAUGUGGAAUAGUUGGCACAGGUCAAACUGCAAAAAUCUGCAACAACAUGUUGCUAGCAAUAUCUAUGAUUGGAGUAUCUGAAGCGUUGAAUCUUGGCAGCAGGCUUGGUUUGGAUCCAAAGACUUUAUCGAGUAUUAUGAAUAUUUCUACUGGUCGUUGUUGGUCAUCUGAUACCUAUAACCCGGUGCCAGGAGUCAUAGAAGGUGUACCUAGCAGCAAUAAUUACAAUGGAGGUUUUGGAAGUGCACUCAUGUGCAAGGACCUUGGUCUGGCUCAGACUGCAGCAAUCAACACGCAAACGCCAACUCCCCUCGGUUCACAGGCUUUGCAAAUGUACAGAACAAUGGUGAUGAAGGGAUAUGGAUUAAAAGAUUUUUCAUCAGUUUACAAGUACCUCAGCACGGAAGAAGAAUGCGAGACCAAAAACUGAAGCGGUUCAUCUUAUUUUCUGCUUGCUCUUUUAUAUAAUAUUGAAGUGUUUUUUCAAAGUGUACCAAUCAAAAUUUGCACUUUUAUGGUUACCUAGAUGAUAUUGCCUUUUGUAUUUGGUUACUUUAAAUCAUGAAUCUAAACAAUAUUUCGAAGUCUAA
Molecule: messenger RNA, 1273 nt
Organism: Styela clava
Lineage: Eukaryota; Metazoa; Chordata; Ascidiacea; Stolidobranchia; Styelidae
Product: 3-hydroxyisobutyrate dehydrogenase, mitochondrial-like
Biological process (GO): L-valine catabolic process
Cellular component (GO): mitochondrion
Molecular function (GO): 3-hydroxyisobutyrate dehydrogenase activity; NADP binding; NAD binding
Source: RefSeq, a predicted model, not a curated record